Dreissena polymorpha is the source of this 4540-nucleotide messenger RNA. Its product is annotated as TLC domain-containing protein 3A-like. NCBI's taxonomy places the organism in Eukaryota, Metazoa, Mollusca, Bivalvia, Myida, Dreissenidae. The transcript has 5 exons. The record is from RefSeq and is a predicted model, not a curated record. Gene Ontology annotation, cellular component: membrane; endoplasmic reticulum. The coding region runs from base 117 to 914 and encodes 265 amino acids. Gene Ontology annotation, biological process: lipid homeostasis.
UUAUACUUAGUGUCAUAGUAAAACAUCCAAACAAAAACAUUGAAAAUGAAGAAGACGGUGUUACUGAGAAUUGUUUGUUUUAUAAAAUCUGAAAAAUAUAAACAGACAAAUGAGAAAUGGAAGGCUGGGUGUUGCUACUUUUCGGGGCUUUAUUUUUUCCGGCUGUUUAUACAGUCUUAAGUCGUUUUCUUGAUGUUAAAUACUCCAAAUUUUUAAAUCUCGCUGAUCGAUAUUUAAUCACGGAAAAAUGUGUGAGCAGUGUUCAAGCUAUAUUGGCCACAUUUGCUGGAUAUCUUAUUACACAGAGAUGCAAUCAAAAUAUCAUGGCAGAUAUUUCGCCUAUAACAAAGUCAUAUGCUUGCUUUGGGCUGCCAUAUUUUCUUUAUGAUAUCUGGGCAAUCUACAACACUCACUAUUACAUCAAUGAAGAGGUUUUACAAAGCAAAAGUCGGCAUUCCAGGAGGAUACAUUUUAUUAGGAAGAAUAUUGCUAUGCUUGUUCACCAUAUAGUGCUUCCAUUUAUAUUCUUUCCAAUAAUAAUGUUUUUGCGCAAUGAUAAGGGAGACUACUUUGUGGGCCUGUUUUACAUGUGUGAGGCAGCUGUACCAUUUAUCUCCCUUCGAUUUGUGCUUGCUCAACUUAAUCAAAAACACACUGCGGCCUACAUCUUUACUGGGGUUAUGAUGAUAGUGGUGUUUUUCAUUGUACGUGUUUGCAUAUUCCCAUUCCUGUACUGGAAAUACAGUGAUUUCUCUGGAAUUCCAUUGAGUAGCGUGCCAUUCCAUAUACCAUUGAAAUGCAACGCUGGCUGCCUCGUUUUUUUGGUUGUUCAGGUAUAUUUCCUCUACAUCAUGGUACAUGGAGCUGUCAAAUUCUUCUACAAGAUCUUUGUGCUUAAAAGCAAAGGCAGAUGAAUCAAAUUGUAGAUUUUUGUUAGUUGUUUCUUAAAAAUUAAAUAUAAAUUUUGAGUAAUACACAAUUAAGCAUAUUCUUUUUUUAAUUGUACAUAUUGAUUUUCUUGCUUAUAUAAUAUAUAAACACAAGGAAUGUAGUUAAGUUUUCACUGUUAACGUUUUGAAAAUUUUUAAAAGACUUAAACAUUUUUUUGCUUCAUACAUUUGUACAUAGUGGUACAAAAUAUUUAAUAUACUGCAUACUACAUUUUGCAUGAUAAACUUAAUGUUAGACUCUGCCCACCAGUUAAUGAUCUAUUAAAAACAUAAUUAAAAGGUCAAAUCUUAGAACACUUUUUGUAAUAUUCAUGAUGCAAAGUUAUAUGUUUCAAACAAAAAUGGUCAAAAUAGAUAACAUAAUAAUUACCCUGCUGUUUGUCUUAUUAUUCCAAAGUUUAACAUAGUAUGUAACAAUUCAUAUUGUAUAUUUGUCUUCAUUGUUCCAAUACCUUAUUGAUUUGCCUACAGCCUAUAGAUUUUUAUGCCAAGUAUUAUCGCAAAUGUAUUGAUUUGAAUGAGUAUGAAAUUUACUUAAACUUUUAAAAGUGAUAUCCAAUCAAUCAAACUUUUAGUUCCAGGUCACCUGCUGAUAUAUGUUGUUUCCUAUACAUUUCAAUCAAUUGUUAAUAACUUUUUUUAUAAGUUUAUAUGUUCAUUUUUUUCAUUAGUAUAAAACUGUGUUGUUAGUGAAAUAAACUUUUAAGCGUUGAUUGCACAUAUUUGACAUGUUGUUUUUCUGUCAAAAUAACUUAGUUGUAUUUUGUUUCUUUACAUUUAGUAAUUAUUAUGCUUUGUUCAUAUUUCUAAUUUAGUAGAUAUAAUGCAAAAAAGCAUACACCAUUUGAAAAUCUGUUUCUUUCUCUCGUUAAGAUAAAAAACUAUAUACUUAAAACUCUUAACAUAAACCUCUAUACUUAAAACUAUACUUAAAAGUUAAAACUUUACUUAAAACUCUAUACUAAAAGCUCUAUACUUAAAACUCUAUACAUAAAACUCUAUACUUAAACUCUAUACUUAAAACUAUAUACUUAAAACUUUAUACGUUAAACUCUACACUUAAAACUUUAUACUUAAAACUCGUUACUUAAACUCAACUUAUAUUCAAAAUACAAGACGACACUUUAUGGAUUUUUCGUUGAAAUAAAGUUUUUUUACAAAGGACAAUAUAGUUUAGGCGGAAAGAGUCAUCCCUGAUUGGCCUGUAUAUUAUUUUGCUCAGGCUAAUCUGGCACGACGCUUGUAUAAAGACACUUUUCCAGAGUGCGAUUCAAAUGAGAAAUUAAUAACUGGAAUUGCAAAACAAAACAAGUAAAUUAAGAUUUUUCUUGUUUUUAACAAUUAAGUCUGUAUGAGCAAUGAAUAAACCAAAAAAUGUCGUUUUAUUUGUUUUUUAACCAGGUUUUCCGAAGGAAAAAACUGGUUAUUAGAUUGGCGAAUGCGGGCGGGCUGGCUGGCUGGCUGGCUGGCGGGCUGGCUGGCGGGCUGGCGGAACAAGCUUGUCCGGGCCAUAACUAUGUCGUUCAUUGUCAGAUUUUAAAAUCAUUUGGCACAUUUGUUCACCAUCAUUGGACAGUGUGUCGCGCGAAAUAAUUACGUCUAUAUCUCCAAGGUCAAGGUCACACUUUGAGUUCAAAGGUAAAAAAUGGCCAUAAAUGAGCUUGUCCGAGCCAUAACUAUGUCGUUCAUUGUCAGAUUUUAAAAUCAUUUGGCACAUUUGUUCACCAUCAUUGGACGGUGUGUCGCGCGAAAUAAUUACGUCGAUAUCUCCAAGGUCAAGGUCACACUUUGAGUUCAAAGGUAAAAAAUAGCCAUAAAUGAGCUUGUCUGGGCUAUAACUAUGUCAUUCAUUAUGAUAUUUUAAAAUCAUUUGGCACAUUUGUUCACCAUCAUGGGACGGUGUGUUGCACAAAAGAAUCACGUCAAUAUCUCCAAUGUCAAGGUCGCCACGACUAAAAAUAGAUUUAUUUUAAAACAAACUUACAAAGGGUGUUAAUUUUGUUUGUUCAUUUAAAAAGUUCAGUUUGAGUUGUCUCCCUUUAUCAGAUUUUUUUUCACAAUGAAAACCUGGUUUUGUGACAAUUUUGUCCCUUGUCUUUGAAUUGUUCCAUUGUUUCAAUUCGUGUACUUAGUUCCGCUACUAUCGGUAUUGCAUUGACUUGUCCCGAUUAAUUGAUAUGCGAGUGUUUACGAAUAAGUCAAAUUUUGAAAUUUUGUUUGUCUUUUUGUGCCUUUUAAUUGUCCUCCUGCAUUCUGUGAUAAUGGUUUUAGAAAUAAUAAUAUUGUACAUUUAUAUGUUAGAAAUGCACAAUAUACCACAUCGUUUUUUGAUGAAUCGUAAAAAAUUUCAUACGUACAUGUUUUUGUCUUUGUUUAUAUUGCCUCAUACAUGUGUAUGUCUACAUAUUAGGUGCAGGAUCAAGUAACUUUGUGGGGUUUACUAUUAAACGUUAAUGGAUGUAAACACACCGGUAAGUGCAGCCUUUUUCAAAUAACUUUUUUAAACAUUUUUUCUUAAAAAUUUUAAGUAGUGCAUAACAGAUUUGUAUGCUGCUUAUGGCAAUGUGAAAUACAUUAGAAUUGCUAUAUUUAAUAAGCCUGUGUUCUUAGCCAAAAUUUUCAUCUUUACCGCAUGUAUGUAGAUGGUUAGGAUGCACGCAACGUCAAUUUUUGGCACCGAUUUCAGACGUAUUCAAUGAUGUAUUAUUAAAUUGUCAUAAAUCAGCACAAACUGCAAGAAAAAAACUUUAUUUUAUGCACUUAAGAUUUUCGCAAACGUGUUCCUAUAACUUGGGAUAUUGGCAAAGUGAAGUUUUGAACGGUAUGUUAGCAUUCUGUCCAGCCCAUGUUGAAACUACUGUAAACCCAGAGGAUCCUGUACCCUGUCUAUUGUUUGCACCAUUUCCAAUAUCGUUAGUCGCGAAUGUAUAACAUCUUGUAGUUCUUUACAUAUUUUAUGAUUUGUUCAAAAGUAAUUGUGUUAACAAUUGAUAAGAAUCACUGUUUCUGUAUAUAAUGGUCACAUUUGGUGCACUAUUAAAUACCUCACUAAUGUUUCAACCUUACAAUAAAGGUUGUAAAGUCAGUUGUGUGAACGCCUGUUUUGUAUUAAUUAGUGCUUUUUAGCUCGACUAUUAUAUAUGAUUUUUUCCCCUUUUUUAUUUUUGAAAGAUCAUCCAAUAAAUGACCACACCCCACAUUAUACCCAAUCUCAACCCCCUACCCCCCCCCCCCAAAAAAAAUAAAAAUAAAUAAUAAAUUAUUUUUCCUUUAUUUUUAUUUUUAAAGAUCGUCUAAUAAAUGACCACACCCACAUUAAACCCCCCUCUCACCCCCACCCAACACAAAAAGAAUAUUUUUUUCUUUGAAACAUGGUUAAAAAACAACAAAUAUUUAUUUACUUUAUUUUUGAAGGACCGUCCAAACUUCCCACCCAAGCUAUUGCUAUCAAACUUUAAAUAAAAUCUUAUUAGUUUGUUUUAUGUCUUUACAAAUGUUCAAUAGAUUGUGGAAAAUAUACAUGAACUGUAACCUUGACUGUUACCUUGACCUUAUUGAAUAAAUUGAACAUAAAUUGAACAAUUACCGCA